UCGAACGCAGUUCAUUGUGAAUUUGACUGACUUUGUAGUGUGCUCGUUGCGAAAAAGUAGCAUUUUGCCAUUUCUUCAGCACCUAGAACCAGCGUGUUUUGUAUUUGAGAAUUUGUGAUUAUAUUUGUACACAUGACUCCAAGGCAUUUUGAAUCACCAAGACUCCUGAAAGGAAAAUAAACAGCAAAGAUACAACUACAAAGCUCUAAGAUCUAGGCAAAUUGACCCGAUUUUAUCUUUGUAAUAUUUUUGGUUUCUUUUCGUUUGUGUAUUAUUCGCUCAAUAAGAACUAACAACCAGUAACCACAAAUUAUGAACAACAAGGCUGACGUCAACAGACGAGUUUUGGCCAUACAAGCUAAAAAGAAACGUCACAAGCCAAAUAAGAAACGCGGUAAAGCAAAUGGUGUUGCCGGUGGUCAACAGCAACAGCAGCCGCUGCAACAACAGCAGCAAGAGUACGAUGUAAAUGAAGAAAAUUCAUCGCCACCAGAUGUUGCCAUCAACAAUCAUUUGGAGGAUAGUGGGCAACAGUCGCCCAAUUUCGUAACAGAUGUCUGCGAUAUUUCGGCUAAAAUUCCGAAAUCUUUUUGUGCUGCCCCAUCCUCGAGCGGUUCAAAUUCUUUAGCAGAUAAUACACCUAUAACUGGCUCUUCCAAUACAUUGGAUGAGGUGAAUUUUAUGCAAAGGUCUUCGACUACAAAAUCAACAAAGAAAUGUAAUGCAGCAAAACAAUCUCAACGUAGUAGUGGUCACCAUAACGAUGAUAACGAUGAUGAAGAUUAUGAUGAUGAUGAUUAUCGACAACAAUCUUCCCAACAGGAUUAUGCAACAGAAUCGUUGAAUCAUGAUGAUUAUAUGCAUUAUCAAAAUCAACAACACACAGAUCCUAUUUAUCAUGCUGAACAUCUGAAGAAACAGCAGCAAUUGCAACAGCAACAACAACAGCAGCAAACACAACAACAACAACAGCAACUACAACAAUAUCUUUAUCCACCACGCAGUUCUUCCAACGAUUCCGAAGAAUCCGAAAUAAAUAGUGAAAAUGAUGAACAAGAAUUAAAAGAGGACUACUGCAGGGGAGGCUAUCAUCCAGUUAAUAUUGGUGAUCUAUUUCAAGGACGUUAUCAUGUUGUACGGAAGUUGGGCUGGGGUCAUUUCUCUACCGUAUGGCUCUGCUGGGAUUUGCAAGAGAAACGUUAUGUGGCCAUAAAAAUUGUCAAAUCUGCUCAUCAUUUUGCAGAAACGGCAAAAGACGAAAUAAAAAUACUCAAGUCUGUGCGAGAUUCAGAACCGAACAAUCCACGUCGUCAAAAGACCGUCCAGUUGUUGGAUGAUUUUAAGAUAUCGGGUGUGAACGGUACUCAUAUUUGCAUGGUGUUCGAGGUAUUGGGUGAUAAUCUCUUGAAACUCAUUCGCAAAUCGAAUUAUCGCGGCAUACCGAUCAAUAAUGUUAAAACCAUAACACGUCAAGUGCUUGAAGGCCUUGAUUAUCUGCAUAAAUGCUGUAAAAUUAUACACACCGACAUCAAACCGGAGAAUGUCCUGCUGUGCGUGGACGAUAAUUACGUACGAAAGCUGGCGAAUGAAGCAACAGAACUUUACGUUAUGAACUUUAAAAUGUUUCCAUCGUUUGUCAGCCGGGCUCCGAAGGAGUAUCGCGAACCUCAAAUAACGGGUAAAAUGAGCAAGAACAAAAAGAGGAAAUUGAAGAAAAAGGCCAAGAAACGCCUAGAGCUAUUUAAGAAACAAUGGGAUUAUUUGGAACAAACCGGUGCGGAGGGUGAGGCAGGUGGUGUUGUGGAUCCCAAUAAACCGCCACAACAAAAACAAGAUGAUAGCAGUAAUAGUGGUGGUAGCGGUAGCGCUGCUACUUCCAAGAAAUCAUCCGAACAACUUGUACAAAACGGCGAUGCUUCUGAUGUGGAAAAUGACGAGGAUGAUGCGGUACAGGAUGAUGUAGCCGAAGAAAAAGCGGCCGAUGCUGAUGCUGACGACGAUGACGACGUGGCAGUUAGUGGUGGUAAGGCUACUACUACUGCUAAAACUAAAACUCAAAAUAAACCACCAAUUAAACCACAUGCUGGUGGUAUUAGUGUCAGUGGUGGCGGUGGUGCUGAUGAAAACGAUGUUUCUACGACUGGAAAUCAAGAAAAUAAGAAGAAAAAGAAAAAGAAGAACAAAAAAAAAGCCAAUCAACAGCAGCAACAACAACAACAACAGCAGCAGCCAAUACAAAAGGAACAGCAGCAACAAAAAGAUAAAACGGUGGCAACUGAAACAAUUUCAACAACAUCGUCCAGUAGUGGUAGCAACACAAUUAAAGGAGAAUUGAACGAUUCAAGCAGUUCGUCCGCAACUUUAAAGGGGCAAUCAUCUAAUGCUGGAGAUGGUGUGAAACAACAACAUAAACAAAAAAAUAAGACUCAUCCUUCAACAAACAACCAAAAUAAAACGAAUAAUAACAACAAUAACAAAACGAACAAUAAAACAAACAAUAAUCAGAAAAAUUCAAAUAAUCAACAGCAGCAAAAUCCACAAUCGCAACAGCAGCAGCAACAACAACAACAGCAAACAAAUGGUCCAACUGAACGUCCUCACAAACAAACGCCAAAAAAAGAUCCAGCCCUGGAGCCUUGUGAGUUUGAAGUUAAAAUUGCCGACUUGGGCAAUGCAUGUUGGGUCGACAAGCACUUCACCGAAGACAUACAGACACGUCAGUAUCGUUCAUUGGAAGUGAUAUUGGGUGCUGGCUAUGAUUGCUCAGCAGAUAUCUGGAGCACAGCCUGCAUGGCCUUUGAACUGGCAACUGGGGACUAUUUGUUUGAACCGCAUUCGGGUGACAACUAUUCGCGUGAUGAAGAUCACAUUGCCCACAUAAUUGAACUGUUGGGUCCCAUACCGCCGCACAUUAUAUUCCGUGGUGCAUAUGCCACACAUAGUUUUAAUCGUAAAGGUGAGUUGCGCAAUAUUACCGGACUGAAGCCGUGGGGUCUUGUCGAUGUGCUACACGAAAAAUACGAAUGGGCAUUAGAAGAGGCUGAAUCAUUUGCUGAGUUCUUGAGGCCAAUGCUAGAAUUUGAUCCAGCUAAAAGAGCUACAGCAUCGGAUUGCCUGCAACAUACUUGGUUAAGAUAAAAUAAACUAAUUAAACCCUGUCCAUCAUCAUCACCACUACCACGACCACCAUUGUCAUUAUCAUCUCUUACACCCACUGCAACUUCUACUUCGGCUACAAGAACUAGAACACCAACUACUCCAACAUAUUUUUCGUCUUCGUCUUCUCCUUCUUCGUCUGCUGCUACUUCUACCUCUUCUUCUUCCGGAUCAUCCUCCUUGAUACAGUUAGCAACACUACCACCGCAAACACUUCAUCCACGUCGUUACAUACCCUGUUUGUCUCUGCCAGCUCCAAUAGAUUGUGAUUUAGCUGACGGCACUUGCAGCCCGGCCACGUAUUUACGUUCGCCCUCAAUGCCUGCCGCUAUUCCCUCUAUGGAAAGACCAUCACCAUCCAAGAAAACUAAGAAUGCACCGAACAACCGAUCUCCAUCUCAAUCCUUGAUAACAUCAUUUUGGCGUCUCUCCUCUUCAAAGUCCUUAUCACCGCAACCGGUUACUGCAACGAAUGCUGCGCAUAAUUUGUGCUGGCGCAAAACACUGCGUCGCAUGUUUAAGAAAAAGUGAAAUAUGAGAUUACGAACCACAAAAUUUGUAAUGGAAGAUUUCUAUAGCUAUAUACGUUUUUAUAUACAUCUGUAUACAAAAUUAUAUAUAUAGUACUACGAACAAGAAGAUAAAUAGAUAGAUUGGUGGUAUUUCUCUCCUCUCAGUUAACAACUCUCCAGUUUUUAGGCAUUUUUUCUUAAGUAAUUUAAUAAUUUUAGUUUUGUUUUAUUUUAUUUUAAUUAUUUUUAUGAAAAAUCGAAGACUAACAAAUGAAAAUGAAAUCAUUUUAAUAUGUUACAAAUUACAUUACUGUGUUUUUUUAUAUUUCAUUUAAUUUUUUAUUUCUUUUUUGUUCUGAUGAAUAUACAUUUUUAGUUGGAUUUUUCCCCCUUAUUCAAAACAAAACAAAAAAAAAUAAAUAAAAUGGAGCGUGCAAAUUACUGAAAAUGGAAUAAAAUAAAUCUUUUUAGAGAGUAAUUUAAUUUUAAAAAAAGAUGCCACUUCUACGUAUAAAAAAAAUUAAAAAUAAAAUACAAAAAUAUAAAUAUAUAUAAUAUAAUAAAUACAAUACAUACUACAUUUAAUUAAAAUAACAUUAGAGCUAAACAAACACAUUAGAACUGUCUUUAAAAAUACAUACAUUCAUACAUAUGUGCAUGAAUACUUUUGAAUAUUACAUUACAACAAGUUUGAUUUUAAUUAUUUUGAAAAACAUAUAACAUAUAACGUACGGUUUUCUAAAUAAUUUCAAUCAAAUUUCGUACUCAAACAAAAUUAAUCAUUUCAAGCAAAGUUAUUACUUUAUUUUUUAAUUUUUUUUUUAAUUAAUCUCUCAGAUAUCAAAUCAAACUUUGCUUUAACUUGUAAACUUUAAUGACUCUGUUUAAUAAUUAUAAUAAUUCUAAAAAUAAUAAAUUAACUUAUUUUUUUCCCGCAA
Calliphora vicina (urban bluebottle blowfly) is the source of this 4606-nucleotide messenger RNA. It is a transcript of the gene SRPK, whose product is annotated as SR splicing factor protein kinase. The record is from RefSeq and is a predicted model, not a curated record. Gene Ontology annotation, cellular component: nucleus; cytoplasm. Bases 313 to 3138 code for a protein of 941 amino acids. Gene Ontology annotation, biological process: spliceosomal complex assembly; regulation of mRNA processing; peptidyl-serine phosphorylation. NCBI's taxonomy places the organism in Eukaryota, Metazoa, Arthropoda, Insecta, Diptera, Calliphoridae. Gene Ontology annotation, molecular function: protein serine/threonine kinase activity; ATP binding. The transcript has 4 exons.